Molecule: messenger RNA, 2028 nt
Organism: Pleurotus ostreatus (oyster mushroom)
Lineage: Eukaryota; Fungi; Basidiomycota; Agaricomycetes; Agaricales; Pleurotaceae
Exons: 6
Coding region: 1-2028 (675 amino acids)
Source: RefSeq, a predicted model, not a curated record
AUGGCUUCCCAAGGAAGUCUGGUGAGCCACCCAACCGGCAGGGAGCCUCCUCCACAGACAGACGACGCCAAUCAACAAAGAAUCCAUUCGCCGACCACAUCACAUGAGACGGACCCUGUCUUCCUCAGUCCCAAUUCACGAUCACCAUCCACUUCUGGCAAUUCUGACAUGUGGAGGAAUUCUCAAAGAAGUCUCGCCGGCCAGACCCAAGCCGCCUCUAACAGCCAUUCGCCUGCUGCUGAUGCCUACGACUCGAUAAUCAGUCCAGAGGUUGCGGGUUCUUUAGGCGUUGCUAGUGACCGCAACAGAGGUUCUGGCGCCGCCUCGAAUACCCUUAGACUCAUUAACCGAAUUCUGACCACUUCGUUCACUGCGGCUCACUCUUUAACAACAUACGCAAUGAGUCCCAAGCACCAAGCGCGAGUCGCUGAAAUGACGCCCGGGGCCCUCGACGACUUGCUGGACGAGAUAGACAUACCACUCCCAGGGUUACAGGCGAAUGAUCACUCGGUACCGGGUGCCGCGAAUGAAUGGUAUAGCUCAUUCCAGAUGAACAUGGAAUCAAAUCGCGACGCUAUGGUGGUGGAAUCACUGCGUGAUCAAGAUAUCGAAAUCAGCUCUCAAGAUGAUGGAUAUCCUGGACCUGAAGGGAAUUUGCAGAGGGAUGAAGAAGGGCGAGCACAGGAUGUCCAGAUGGGCGAAGAAGGACAAGUACAGGACGGCCAGAGGGGUGGUGAAACGCAAGGCGGACAGAGGGACGAUGAAAGAGCAGCGGAUGGCCAGAGGGGACAUGGUGAAGGGCGAGCACAGAAUGAACAGAGGGUUGGCGAAGAACGAGCGCAGGACGGACACAGGGACAACGAAAGAGGAGCACAUGAUGACCAGAGGGGUGAUGAAGGACAGGAUGGACAGAGGGGUGGCGAAGGACGAGCGCAGGGCGGACAGAUGGAUGGAGAAGAACUUCCGCAAGAUCGAUGGAGGGAUGAAGAAGAUCGCGAUCGCCCACGGGGUGGUCCCCCUCAGCAGGACCAGGGGGCGGGUCCUCAUGCCGAGUUAUAUGGUCUCAUCCAAGGGUUGGUCGACGAGAUGCGGGCAGAUUGUCAAAUUCUUGUGCAACAAAUUGGUAUCGGGUUUGAAAGAACGACAGACCUCAUCCAACAGGUUCUAGGACGUCGUGUUGCAGAAGAGACACCAACACCCCCCGCGGCUGGUCGAAGCAAGCGCAGCCAACCAAAGAUUACAGGCAACGCGAAGCGAAGGAGUCCAGACGUAACCCUUCUUGCAUCUCAAGUUAGAAAGUUCUUCACCCUGCUUGUCGGGGAGGUUAACUUGCUACAACCAUCAGUGGGCGCAGAAGAAGCCCAAAACUAUGCCAAUAUGUGGAACGCCCCGCGAGUAUUUGCAGUAGCAUUCCGUCGCUGGGCCCAGGUGGACCUAGACCACACCGCGACUACGGACACAUUUUUCACUUGGAUCAAGUCCUUGAAGCAAAAUUACAAGAAAUCACAAUUGAACGCCGCCGAGCAAGGUCGCGCUCAGUCCUUGGCACGACGAAAAACUCGCAAGAGAGCGUUGUUUCAUUUACGGCUGGAAGCAGCCCAACAACACCCCCUCCUACAGCGUCAUGUAGACAUCAUGCAGCGUUUGGGACCCGAUGGCAUGUCUAGCGACGAAUCCGAUGUGGAGGAUGGCCGUGGAGGAGAAGACCCAGCUAACCCGACGCGCCCAAUAUUUCGGGUGGUUGCCCCUGGCUGGAGAGCGCACGAAGUGGGUGAAUGGCUGGAACCCUUCGACUCAAUCCACUUGUUUUCCCGCCGUAACAGCGACGAUCUCCGCGGCCAGUAUCCUCAACUUCGGUUACGCACCUCACGUACGCGUACUGUCGAUCGUACCGCGAGGGCCGUCAAAGACCUCCCCGUCAAUGCCUACGAUCCAGCGUGGCUUGAGCAACAAACCCAGGCCGAUUUCACCGUUCACACCACUAAUCAACGUUACGAAUUUCAGCACGACAAUAGGCUGUUCAGGUGA